CAAAAUUGAUGAUAUUUAUUAGUUGAAAAGUGCGCAAAAUCAGGCUCAAUCCUGAAUUGAAUGAAACACAACUAGAACUUUUAUUCUGUUCAAGAUACUAAACAGUUGAAAACUUGACAUGAAGAAAGUACGACAAACUUGAAACCGAACAACUUUCUUUGUGAACAAUAUUUUUCUCACCAUUUCUUUCGCUGAACAUAUUUUUCCCCUUUUUUUCGUUCUGCAAAUUUCCAAUCAACUUUUCUCUUUUCUCUCUACCUUCUUCCUUUCACAUCCAAUGGCCAAUCAUUCUGAUCAUCAUGUUCAUUAUUUUCAUCAUCAGCUCAUCACUGUUCAAUGUUCCAAUUGUUUAUCUCUGUGAAUCUCUUUGAAAACCAUUAUUUCCUUUCUAAUCAUCUAACAAUCAUCUUUGUUUUCUUGUUUUUUUGUUCUUCUUCUUCUUUUGAUUAGCAUCAUAAGGAAAAUAUCAUUUCGUUUUUCACUUCACCUCUUCAUCAUCAUCAUCAUUAUACUCAUAUCAAAUAUCAUUCUGAAACUGAUUCUUCGAUACUAAUAAUUCCCAUAAUUGACCGUGUAAAUAAUGGCUCUACAACAACCAGAAGUUAACCUAACCUAUCAACGUUGUAGCCCAAGUUUACUCAACUCAUCAUCGCCUUGCACUGACUGUGCAUCACCAUUGUGUCUAAACAUGUCCAGUGUUUUCAACCUUUCACUUGCCGCUUUAAUUCAUCAAGAGGCAUACUCGUCGAUACCCUCAUCUCUGUCGUCCUUUUCCUCCUCUCUACCCUCUUCACCUUCUUCCGUGGUUUCAGCUGCAGUGGCAACCGCUGCUCAACCAGCAACCACAUCAACCAGCCCAGAUGACAACUCAAAAGCCUACUUCAUCUCUUUCAAUGUUAAACUCCUUUGGAUUGUAGUUUACGUGAUUAUGAUAAUGAUGGCUCUCCUAGGCAACCUGGGCAUCAUUUGGAUUAUAACUGGACAUCGAAAGAUGAGAACAGUGACAAACAUUUUCAUCCUCAACUUGUCCAUUGCUGAUUUAAUUACAUCAAUGCUUAACAUAACUUUCAACUUCAUCUUUAUGCUUUCGGGCCAAUGGUACUUUGGCUACUUUUUCUGUAAAAUUAACACUUUCAUUGCCUAUGUAACCCUUUCUGCUUCCGUGUUCACCAUAAUGGCUCUAAGUCUUGAAAGAUAUCGAAUUGUCAUCAAUCCAAUGAAACCCAGGAUUACCAAGACUACAUGUGUUGCGUGCCUAAUACUGAUUUGGCUCUUUUCAUUUUUACUAUCAUUGCCGACCAUUGUCUAUGCUACGUACAUAACUUAUGAUAUGAAUGGAAACUAUACACGAAAAAUAUGUCUCCUUCAAUGGCCUGAUGGGCUUCCUGGCCGAUCCGAAGCCGACUUUUAUUUUAAUUUAGUAAUAUUUGCUGUUGACUAUGCGAUUCCAAUGGUUCUAAUGUCAGUCACAUAUUACCGUAUCGGUCGAGUCUUUUGGGGAAGCCAGGCAAUUGGUGAAUUAACUGAGGGUCAACGUGAAGCGAUUCGUGGUCGACAGCGAGUCGUAACAAUGUUGAUAACAGUGACUGUUCUGUUUGCCAUUUGCUGGCUUCCAUAUCACAUUUAUUUUAUUUACAUAAAAUACGAUCCAAACAUUAUUACACACAAAUACAUUUCCAACAUUUACCUAACAAUCUACUGGUUAGCCAUGUCAAACUCAGCCAUUAACCCUGUGAUUUACGCCAUCUUAAGCAAAAGAUAUCGAACUUAUUUUCUCAAAAUGAUUCCCUGUAAACUUGGUAAACGAGCCUUUGACAAGGAUAAAUCAAUGAAAACCAGCCAGAAAACUGUUGAAAUUGAAAUGUUGUAAAGAGAGAAUUUUUUUUUCUUCGAUUCUUCUUGUUCCAUUCUGGUCAAUAUUGGCUUCAACUUUGCCAUCACUCAAGCUAUAUUCAUUGGUUCAACAUUCUUGUCUUCACGCUGCUUCUUCUUUUUUUUAUUACCCAAAUGGAUACCAAAAUCAUGAUGGAUUCUCAUCUUUACUAUCAUGAAAAUCAACUUAUGUUUAAAAAACUUCAAAUGUUUCGAUUCAUUUUUUUCCUCUUCUUCUCUUCAUUUUCAAAGUAAUUUGGUGGAAUGCGAUGAUGAAUUUGGAAAAAGUUCAGCUAAGCGAAAAAGUUUAGUUUUGAUAAUUUUUACUCUCUUAACUUCAUCUCUUAGUGAUGAUAAAUUGGUCAUUUUAACCUUUCUAUGAAAAGCCAUUUCACGAUUCAACUGACCAAAGUCAUUUUAUGUACAAUCUUGAGUUAAACAAUUAAAGAGGCAAAAAUUAUUCAAUUUGAUAA
This is a messenger RNA of Tetranychus urticae (two-spotted spider mite), 2345 nucleotides long. Its product is annotated as tachykinin-like peptides receptor 86C. Gene Ontology annotation, cellular component: plasma membrane. The record is from RefSeq and is a predicted model, not a curated record. Gene Ontology annotation, biological process: G protein-coupled receptor signaling pathway. Gene Ontology annotation, molecular function: tachykinin receptor activity; neuropeptide Y receptor activity. NCBI's taxonomy places the organism in Eukaryota, Metazoa, Arthropoda, Arachnida, Trombidiformes, Tetranychidae.